AUGGGUGGUUGCUCUGAGAAGAUGCAUCUUCUUUCUAUUCUCCUGCUGGUCUUUCUACUAUCACCCAGAGCUGAAGCUGGAGAGAUCAUCGGAGGCAAAGAGUGCAAGCCACACUCCUGCCCCUACAUGGCCUACCCGGAAAUUGUCACUUCCAGGGAUCACCUGGGGAGUUGUGGUGGUUUCCUGAUAAGACAGGACUUUGUACUGACAGCUGCUCGCUGUGCAGGAAGCUCUGUAACGGUCACCCUUGGAACCCGUAACAUAAAAGAGAAACAAGGCACACAGCAGAAGCGUGAGGUGGUAAAACAAUUUCCUCACCCAAGAUAUAACCACUUUACUGUUCACAAUGACAUCAUGUUACUAAAGUUAAAGGAGAAAGUCAACCUGACCCUGGCUGUGGGAACACUCCCUCUCCCAUCCCAAUCCAACUUUGUCCCACCUGGGAGAACGUGCUGGGUGGCUGGCUGGGGAAGAACAACAGUGGAGGAACCAAUGUCAGACACUCUGCAAGAGGUGAAGCUGAGACUCAUGGAUCCCCACGCCUGCAAGCACUAUCCAAAUUUUGACCACAAUUUCCAGCUGUGCGUGGGCAAUCCCAGGAAGACAAAAUCUGCAUUUAAGGGAGACUCUGGAGGCCCUCUUCUGUAUGCUGGAGUGGCCCAGGGCAUUGUCUCUUAUGGACAGGGGAAUGCAAAGCCCCCUGCUGUCUUCACCCGAAUCUCCCAUUACCAGCCUUGGAUCAAUAAGGUCCUGAAGGAGAAUUAA
Molecule: messenger RNA, 765 nt
Organism: Trichechus manatus latirostris (Florida manatee)
Lineage: Eukaryota; Metazoa; Chordata; Mammalia; Sirenia; Trichechidae
Product: chymase
Exons: 5
Coding region: 1-765 (254 amino acids)
Biological process (GO): proteolysis
Cellular component (GO): intracellular membrane-bounded organelle; cytoplasm
Molecular function (GO): serine-type endopeptidase activity
Source: RefSeq, a predicted model, not a curated record